CUUCUUGUAAGAUGAUUUCUUUAGACCUUGUCAAAAACAGAGUAGAUUCAUCUCUUGGAGUGUAGCCUUCACCAGUAAGCCUUCUCGAGACGCCAACCAAAACAAAGAAACAGCAUGUCCACGAGUUAGGAAAGAAGAAGUAACAAGCUUGAAGGUUUUUUACAGCCUCCUCCCUCUCAUUCCUCCUCUCCCCCUCUCCUUCCUCUUUUCCAUCCCCUCUGUGGGCCACAUGAGCAUCUCUCAGUCUAACGUCACCUCAGGCCUUGAUGUGGCGUCGGCCUGUCUCAUCCCAGCCGUCUGUCAGUCUCUGCUAAUCACUGAGUCACAGCACCCGCCACACCACCGCGUGCCACCGGCUGCCUCCUGCCGCUACAGGCCCUUCCUCUCCCCAUUACUCUACAUUACUGUGCUGACUGGGAGAGCUAACUGGUGGGCUCCACGCUGCCUCACCAAACCAUAGCUGUGUCUGGAGGUGUGGCCAACCACCUCCCACACGUCCCACCAUUCCCUGUGUGUUGCACUACAUGUAUUUCUGUCCCCAUACUGCUGUUUUACAGUUCCUCAUCGGGAGGUUGUUUGCCCAGAGUAAACUAUGUUUUGUCUGGUAUAGACAUCAAUCUGUGUCCUCUGUGUCCUCUGUGUCCUCUGCAGAAGGCCCAGUCGUUUGCUUACGGCCAGUGGCCCAGAUUUUCCUAAUUCCUUUCGAUCUGGAGUGUGGAGACGUGCCCCUGCUCACUCCAGGGAGUAAAGAGAUGAUGUCUCAGGCUCUGAAGGACACGUUCAGCGGCUUCACAAAGGAACAGCAACGACUGGCCAUUCCCAAAGACCCCAGGCAGUGGACAGAGAACCACGUGGGAGAGUGGCUAACGUGGACGGUGAACGAGUUUAGCCUGAAGAGUGUGGACUUCCACAAGUUCUGUAUGAACGGGGCCAGUAUGUGUGCCCUGGGGAAGGAACGCUUCCUGGAUCUAGCACCUGACUAUGUGGGCGACAUCCUCUGGGAACAUCUAGAGAUGCUUCAAAAAGAAGACACAAAGCAUUUCCCUGUCAACGGCCUGACCUCCACCUUCCAGGAAUCCCACUAUACCUCAGACUACUUUGUCAGCUAUGGCAUUGAGCAUGCCCAGUGCGUUCCUCCCUCUGAAUACUCAGAGCCGGGCUUCAUCACAGAGUCCUACCAGACCCUUCACCCAAUCAGCUCCGAAGACCUGCUGUCACUCAAGUACGAGAGCGAAUACCCAAACGUCAUCCUCAGGGACAUGCCCCUCAACACACUGCAAGGGGACUACUUCUCAGUCAAGCAGGAGGUGGUCUCCCCCGACAACAUGUGUGUGGGCCGCAUCAGCAGAGGUAAGCUGGGAGGCCAGGACUCGUUUGAGAGCAACGAGAGCUUUGAAAGCUGUGACCGUCUGACCCAGUCCUGGAGCAGCCAGUCCUCCUUCAGCAGUCUGCAGCGCGUCCCAUCGUAUGACAGCUUCGACUCCGAGGACUACCCCAGCACCCUGCAUGGACACAAGCCCAAGGGAACCUUCAAGGACUACGUCAGGGAGUGCUCAGACCUCAGCAAGGACAAACCUGUCAUCCCCGCCGCAGCACUGGCAGGAUACACAGGCAGCGGCCCCAUCCAGCUGUGGCAGUUUCUGCUGGAGCUUCUGACGGACAAGUCUUGUCAGUCCUUCAUCAGCUGGACGGGAGAUGGCUGGGAGUUCAAGCUGUCCGACCCUGACGAGGUGGCUCGGCGGUGGGGGAAGAGAAAAAACAAGCCCAAGAUGAACUACGAAAAGCUGAGCCGAGGCCUGCGCUACUACUACGACAAGAACAUAAUCCACAAGACAUCAGGGAAGCGCUAUGUCUACCGCUUUGUCUGUGACUUAAAAAGCCUGCUGGGAUAUACCCCUGAGGAGCUCCAUGCCAUGCUGGACGUCAAGCCUGAUGUGGACGAGUGAAAACAGAGGGAUGAGAGAACAGAAAUAGUAGAAGAAUAGGAGAGUAAAGGAGCCGAGGGGACUAGGGCUCAGAGAUUGAUGCCGUCCGGUUAAAGAGGGUGCCCAUUUUGGGACCAAACCUAAACUGUGGUCUGUAUCAUUUUGAGCUGUUGUCAGAUGACGUUCAAAAAGGAAGCACAUGCCAAACGUGAAAAUUGAUAAUAUGUUGCAUUUGAGAUAGUGUGUAUGGUAGCUGUAUGUAUAUACUGGCAUUACUUAGUAGCUCAAGACACAUGGAAAGCUAUCAGUUAGAAUAGAGUGGCCAUUUAGCCUAAGUAGCACAAGAAACUGACAUUGAGGAAGGGGGCCAAGAGACAGUGAAAGAUUCAUUAUAAGGAAGGACAUGAAUGGAGAUGAUUUCCUGCUAUGAAAUCUGUUGCCAAAUAUAAAAUGGAAAGUAGUGGAAAUAGAUCACUGUUUCUCUGCCACACUCCACACAAUAGGCAUGGGUAGAGUUCUCAGCUUGGACCAAAAAAGUGUUGUUUUUGUUACUAUUGUUUCAGAAGCAUAAUGUUUGUGUCAGUAUUAUCGUUGAGAUUCAACUCCUGGUGUGCUGUUUAGUCUCAGUACGACCAGGGUUCCCCCUUUUUACAUUUUUUUAUUUUUAUGAAGGUAUUAUGAAACCAAACGUUGCACCAUUUAAUGUUAAGUUAGUCCUGUCUCCUCUCUGUGAAAGCCCAAUAACUGAAACAUGCUGAUAUGACUAUCAGAUGACACUAGACACGGGCCUUUUUACUCAUUUUCAUAGGUUGGAUGGAGAGUUACUUACUCAUACCAAGAACGGUUGAUAGACACCUGAAAGUAACCGUUGCUUUAAAACUGACGCUUUCAGCUCUGCACAUUUGCCGCUUCACUAUAGAAAUAUACUGUCUUACCACAAGUAAUACAAAUCCUCAGACACCCUUUCUGUGGUGAGUUUUGAAAGUAUUUGGACAUGAAAGAGUCAAAUGUGCCCAUCACAAUCUGUACAUUGAGUGGUUUUCCAAACCCCCAUUUUAGCAUUGCUUUAGAAGAGAGCAGAGAGGGAGGCACCUGUUGUCAACAAAUUGAAUUGCAAGCCAUGUACGAUGGAUGGUUUUUGUAGUCAAAAGAGAAAGCUUAGGAAUGUAGAGUGUACUGUAUUUGUGUGUGUUACGUGGUGUUCUCUGAAUGAAGGGAAGCUGCCAUAGCUAGGUAAGGUAUAUCAAGGUGCAUGAUGGUAGUAGGGUGAAAAGAGAAGGGUUCAAAGCAAGGAGUGUAAACUUUGGAUGACUGUUUGAAAAAGAGGGAGAUGAGAGGAGGACUUGGUAGUUUUGGGAGGGAACCGUGGAGUUGUGAAGUUAAUCAGUAGUGGCUGAAAGAGAAUUAUCAUCAUUAUGGCAUGAGGAUGACAUUAAUGCUUGUGCUAUUGUACAGCUUGGAGUCUUUUGUUAACUGAAAUGUUUGUAAAGAUGCUCCAUUUCACCAACGAGGAGGUAGAGAUCGACAGGAAACAGGACUACCAUAAACAGUUGGGCUAAAGGACUACUGGGAGAGAUGUGGCAUUAUAUGCUAUUUUCUUACCAUGCUUUGUACAUGCUGUUCUAUUUCUAAGACAUAAGGACACCCAAUUCAGUAUAUGGAAAGGAUCAAUGAAAUGACAUGCCCUGAAUACUGUAUGUACUUGUGCAGCUUACUCAAGAGCCACAGUAGUUGUGCUGGUUGGGUUUUGAGUAAUGUCGUCAGUGGGAACAUGACUAUAUGCAGGUCUUAUGGGAAAAGCCAAAGUCAAGAAAUAUCAUCUUAAAAUACAAAUGUUAUUGUUUACAGUGGCUGAAUGUUACCCAUUCUGAUGAAAAUAGGUUUUGAAAUGUUUAUUUGUACAGAUUGUAUUUCAUAACGCUUUAUUAAGACCCAGAUGAAACAAAUAAGCAAGAGACAAAGCAGGAAUAAUAACCAAACCCAUGUGAGGUCUGGGCGAUAGAUAGAGCCUUGGGUAUGUCCACCAUCUUGAAGGACAGGAACUGUUAUUCCCUCACAUUCAAAGUGUUGUUUCUGCUUUGAUCUUUUGAUUUGUUGGAAAGCACUCAGUGUUAGGACUCAGUGAAGAUAUUUGGCUGGACUGACUGAAGUUCCCUCUUGAGAUUAUAGGAAAGGGAUUUCUGUCCAUAUUAGUUACUUUUUUGUUGGGCAACUGACCACAGGGUUGGUUUUUCUAGUGUCAGCCAGCACAAACACACACGCACACACACACACACAGACCACACACCACACACACACACACACGUAAUCUUGUGUAGAGAAGAUUGAAUUCUCUUGAACAAAUCAAUCCACCCAAUCUCUGUGGUUCAUUAUGCACGCUACAUUUCCAGGAUUCACAUCACUGUUUGAUUAUUACUGUUCAGAUAUUUUUCCUCCAAAAAAUGUUUUAUGUUAGGGCAACUGUUCAUGUUUAAAUAUAUGCUUAACUUGUUGUUGAUGAUGCCUUCCAGCUCCUAGCCAGUCACCAUUUUGAGUAGAUCAGAAUAUAUUAUCUUUGUUUAAAUGGAACAUAUACUGUGUCUGUUUGGACUUCAAGUCAAGUUUGUUUCAGUAAAUGUCAUAUACGUUAAGUUGUGGACACAAGUAUUGCACAGAUCUUUCUAAAUGGACUAAAUACAUAAAUACACAGAUACCUUGCGAUAUUAGCAUAUCUCAGACUGAUCCAUUAGGAAACCUUUUUUGUUAUGGAUGGUGUUGGUUUUUUUGUAUAUUUUAUAGUGUUUCUGUAUUUUGUUAAUGAGAUAAUUUUUUAUGUAUUUAGUUCACAAACAUUUGAAUAUUUUUCAAUAAUUUAUAUUUUAUAAAAGAAAAAGACGCAGACAGCUGGUGCUUUCAUGGGAAAUAAAGGUAGCACAGGAAAAAAAUGUAGCGAUUUUCUUUCGAUAUAGAGAAUAGACCUACCUGUCUGUUAAGGAAAAAGGCUGAUGCUGGCCCAUCAUUGAUUUCUGCUGGGAAGUUUUAUAAACUGUUGCUUCUAUUUCUUAAUGUACUUAAAAAAUGUUACGUUAUAAAAAAAUAUACGUGAACAAAUAUUUCAUA
This is a messenger RNA of Oncorhynchus kisutch (coho salmon), 5024 nucleotides long. Its product is annotated as protein C-ets-1. The record is from RefSeq and is a predicted model, not a curated record. Gene Ontology annotation, cellular component: nucleus. Bases 525 to 1946 code for a protein of 473 amino acids. Gene Ontology annotation, biological process: regulation of transcription by RNA polymerase II; cell differentiation. The transcript has 8 exons. Gene Ontology annotation, molecular function: sequence-specific DNA binding; DNA-binding transcription factor activity, RNA polymerase II-specific. Lineage: Eukaryota; Metazoa; Chordata; Actinopteri; Salmoniformes; Salmonidae.